This is a messenger RNA of Pseudophryne corroboree (corroboree frog), 4843 nucleotides long. RefSeq names its product KIAA0319 like. Gene Ontology annotation, molecular function: calcium ion binding. The record is from RefSeq and is a predicted model, not a curated record. Gene Ontology annotation, cellular component: Golgi apparatus; cytoplasmic vesicle; membrane. Lineage: Eukaryota; Metazoa; Chordata; Amphibia; Anura; Myobatrachidae. Gene Ontology annotation, biological process: neuron migration; homophilic cell-cell adhesion. The transcript has 22 exons. Bases 304 to 3414 code for a protein of 1036 amino acids.
GCGUGGUAACGGAGAGGGGGAGGGGUUACGGGCUGAGCCUAGGAGGACAGCGACAGGGACCGCAUACACCAGGCGCCUGAGCCAGUCCGUGCACGGGUGACAUGUAUGUGACACUAUGCAGCAGAAAGAACAUUCUCCUGGGAUUGCUCUAUUGAAAUAUUGCUCAAGAAGGCAGAAAAGAAACUGGAAGCACCCCCUCCUGCUACCUCCCCACCAGGGGAUUGCUAUGGCACAUGUACUGGAAGUAUAUAUACCUGAGAGCAACUGAGAUGAUUCAGACUCGAUGCUUCAGAGGAAGGCACUAUGGAAGAGCACUCUGCAGAAUUGCCGUUCUCUGACUUUAUGCUGAGAGGGAAACGGGACACCUGCACAGCAAGACUACACCUCUUCUACUCCUUCAUAUGUCUGAGUGUCGUCUUCUCCAUUACAGAUGCCAUCCAAAUCAGUUCUGUGUGUCAGAGAAGUAGAAUUCGGUUUGGUUAUGGACUGAGGACUAGGAAUGAUAACCACUACCUGAAGGUUGCUGAUGGUCUCCAGUCACUUCACUCCUGCCAUGAUUCCUGCUGUCGGAGCCACUCCUGUAAUGUAUACUGGUUGCUGGGAGACACUUGCAUCCUUGCUGACUGUAGGACUCAUACGGGGUGUUCAGAAACUAAGAUGAACUCUACAGACUCCCUGUUAGUGUUUUUAAACAGGCAGCACACAUCAUGGACUCCAUUUCACCACAUGCCACAUAUCGCUACACAGGAACAGCAUCACUUUGGGGAAUCACCCAAGAAAUGGUGGAGAAAAGCAGGACCUUCAAGAGUUAAAAGACAAGUGGUUGAGAGUAAGGAUUCAAAACAUGAAAAAGAGCCACAAGUUCCAUCCAAACCGUUGUCAGAACAAGAGCCUCUCUCAGUGAGAAACCACCAGACCAAGGCAAAGAAUUUAGGAGUGAACCCAAUUGCAGAGACACCUACACCAUCUUCAGUGCCGUCUGCACUUCCACCAUCUGAUAGCUCAUUUACAACAAGAUCAUCAACUGUUGCCACAAACUCACUACAAUUUGACAGUUCACCAGUUACAGAUGGAGAAAAUGCCAGUCUAGUCACGUUGGCACCAGUCGUGGUUCCUGGCAACACAAGCACACAUCCAACACCAGCUCCUACCAGUAUUAGCACUACAUCUCCAGUAACAAACAAGCUUGUGGUGUCUGCUGGGGACAGCGUGGACAUAACUCUGCCAAGCAACGCUGUCCAGCUGAAUGCUUUUGUCCUUCCAGAGCCUCCUGAAGGAAAUGUAUAUACAUAUGACUGGAGGUUGAUCACACAUCCAACGGAUUACAGCGGGGAGAUGGAAGGGAAGCAUUCUCAGUCACUCAAGCUUUCAAAGCUCACAGCAGGUCUCUAUGAGUUCAAGGUCAUUGUGGAUGGUGAUAAUGCGCAUGGAGAGGGCUUUGUGAAUGUCACAGUCAAACCGGAGCCAAGAGUAAACCAGCCUCCUGUAGCCAUUGUGUCACCUCGCUAUUUGGAAAUUUCAUUGCCCACCACUUCUACUGUGAUUGAUGGUAGCCAGAGCACAGAUGAUGAAAAAAUUGUCAGUUUCCACUGGGAGGAGCUGAAGGGUCCUCUAAGAGAAGAGAAGAUCAAAGCAGAUACGGCUGUUUUAACACUCACCAACCUGGUACCUGGUAAUUACACCUUCAGGUUGACUGUUGUAGACUCUGAUGGUGCCAAAAAUUCUACAACUGCUAACCUUACAGUAAACAAAGCUGUUGAUUAUCCUCCUGUGGCAAACACAGGAGCCAACCAAGUCAUUACACUGCCCAAAAACUCUAUUGUCCUGUAUGGAAAUCUAAGUACCGAUGAUCAUGGUAUUGUCAGCUAUGAGUGGUCCUUGAGUCCCAGCAGCAAAGGAAAAGUCAUGGAAAUGCAGGGAGUGAGAACAUCAACUCUUCAGCUGUCAGCUCUUCAAGAAGGAGACUACACAUUUCAGCUGACAGUGACAGACUCUGCAGGCCAGCAGUCUACCAGCGAAGUGACUGUAAUCGUUCAGCCUGAAAACAAUAAGCCUCCUCAGGCUGAUGCUGGACCAGACAAAGAGCUCACUCUUCCAGUAGACAGCACAAUUUUGGAUGGCAGCCGGAGCACUGAUGAUCAGAAAAUUGCCUCUUAUCUUUGGGAAAAAACACGGGGGCCCGAUGGAGUUAAGAUUGAGAAUGCCAAUAGUAGCAUUGCUACAGUUACUGGCCUGCAGGUUGGGGAGUACGAGUUCACGCUGACCGUUCAGGAUGAGAGAAACUUGCGGGAUCAGAUGACAGUCAGCGUAAUUGUGAAGGAAGAAAUCAAUGAGUCACCUGUUGCAAAGAUUUCAGGAAAUGUUGUUAUUACUCUUCCAACCAACACAGCAGAACUGGAUGGUACAAAAUCCUUGGAUGAUAAGGGAAUUGUCAGCUACCAAUGGGAGCGGGAUGAGCGGAGCCCAGCAGCAGGGGAGGUGUUGAAUAACUCUGACCAUCAUGCAGUCCUGUUCCUCGCUAACCUCGUUGAAGGAACUUACAUCUUUCACUUGAAGGUGACUGAUGCCAAAGGAGAGAGUGACAGCGACAGGGCUACUGUAGAUGUGAAACCAGACCCCAUGAAAAAUAACCUGGUGGAGAUGAUUCUGGAUGUGAAUGUCAGCCAGCUGACUGAAAGGCAGAAGGGGAUGUUUAUGAGGCAGAUUGGGGUUCUUCUUGGUGUUCUAGACUCUGAUAUCACGGUGCAGAAGAUCCAGCUCUACACAGAAAAGAGCACAAAGGUGGUCUUUUAUGUGAAGAAUCAGCCCCCUCACUUGGUCAUGAAUGGUUACCAGGUUGCCUGCACACUUCGCAAUGAACUGCGCAAACAACAGAGUGAUUUCCUCAUCUUCAGAGCACUUGAGAUUGACACAUUCACCUGCCAGCUAAAUUGUUCUAUGCAUGGCCACUGCAACUCUGUCACCAAGCGCUGCGUGUGCGACCCUUUCUGGAUGGAGAACUUUAUACGCCAGCAGUUUGGCGAUGGCGAAAGCAACUGUGACUGGAGUGUGUUAUAUGUGGUUAUCACCAGCUUCCUCUCGCUGGUGGCUUUGGGACUGCUAGUCUGGUGCACAAUCUGUUGCUGUAGAAGGAAAAAGGGGAAGCCAAAACGGAAGAGCAGGUAUAAAAUUUUGGAUGCCACAGAUGACCAAGAAAGUGUGGAGUUGAAGCCCAGCAUCAAAACUGGUGUAAAAUUAAAACCUCCCAUUCAGAAUACAAGUUUGAUGCAUUCAGAAUCAGAGAUAGACAGCGAUGAUAAUACUUACACCUGGUCUGAUCGGGAGAAAGGCAAACUUCUUAGGCCUCAGAAUGGCUCUUUGCGGAAUGGACAAGCCUCUCACAAAAGCAAAAACCAAAGAGAGGAGUUGUUAUAGCAGAGAUGCUGCAAACUCACGUCUCACCCAGGAAUUCAUUUUAUUUGUGCAAACAGUUGGAAGUCGUCGUACCGUCCUUUUCACCACUUCUCGUUUACUAUGUGGACAAAGCUGCUAUCUUGAACUGCUUUUAAAUAAAUGGAUAUUUUAGUAGAUUUAUCAACUAUUUUGCGCCUCUAAGGGCACUGAGGCUGGACAUACUUGAACUGGAAUUUUUUUCAAUGAAGAAUACUACUGGAUUUAUGCUCAUAGAAUUUUUGUUUAAAUUUGACUAAUUGUUUUUUGGAUGCAUAUGAUCUUGGGUCCCUGAACUCCCAAGAAUGAGCCACACUGUUAAAUUUCAUCAACUAAAAUGCACUACUCUGCCAGAUUUUUAAUGGCAUUGAAGGAUAAAAUGUGAAAGCACUGGGCAUUUUUUAUUGCCCAACCUCAAUACUGUACUUUUCUUACAGCCUAAAAAAUCCAGAACAUCUUGCUUUUUCAUUUUAUAACAAAUACGUUUCCAGAAAAAUUAUAUUGACAUCUAGGCUUAACUAGCAUCUAAGUAAAUAUAAGUUAUGGCAAAUAGCCAUAGUUUCUGGGGCAAGAUGUCCGAUACAAAACUGGAUUGUACUCAAUAAAGUCGAACACUGAAUAAAACUUUUUCCUUUUUUUUUUUUUUUUUUUUUUUUUUUUUAAAACAAUGCUUUCUGGAGAAAUAAAAGCCCUCAAAGGCUAUGGUCAGUUGCUUGCGUUACUCUAACAUGUUUUUCAGAUUCUAAAUUGCAGUGAUACAAGACUCUCAAUGCAAAAUGAUGCACAUGAAAUGUCAUACAAACAUGUGUUUGUGUUAAAUAAUUUCCUACCCUAGCCUAAACAUUUCAGGUUUCACAUUUCUUUAUUUCUGUAGUUGUGUUAUUAUACACCUAAUCUGGUUAUACAAUGGUAAAACUUGGUUCCCAUUUACAGUAGUUGUCAACUUCCAGAUAUUUCCCUCCCACUAUAAGGGGCAGAAUAGAUUGGCCAAGUGGUUCUUAUCUACCGUCAAAUUCUUAUGUUUCUAUUCCUCCACACUGUAUGGUAAGAAGACCUUUGAACACACUCUUUCUGCACCCAAAAGCCCUAACACUUGCAGUUUAGCACACUGGAGAGCCUAAGAAUACAACAGUGGCAGAAGUUUUGCAUGAAGGUAGUCCUACAGCACCAUUACACCUAUAUCUUUAUAUUCCAAAGUCCUAAUGUGAAUAGUAAUUCUGAAGUUUGCACAUGUUCCCAACUUCCCACCAAUGUAACGAAGUUCUUCAAGGCUCUCAUUUUUAAGAAUUCAUUUCUGUUUAAGUUAGAACAGUAACUUAUUUUGCAAUGUAUAAUUUAAGGUAUUUUUGUGUUCAGUAAAAUGAAGGUAUUGUCACUUAUGAGAGAUGCCAUUAAAAAUGAUAGCACAGUGAAA